AUGUCAUUUUUGUCCUCAAUAUUUUGCUGUUCUGUGAGUUCUGACGAAGAGGGCGAAUCUCGAGUUUAUCAAUCACGCAACAACCAGCGUCCUAGAUCUUCAGCAUCUGAACAACACCUGUCGAAAACGCAAUCCAACAUCCAAAAGGCCCUCAGUAAUAGAUCAACAACCCCUUCAGGCCACAACUCACGUUCAACCCCAGAAGUUCUCAACAAGAAGAAAAGCAUGAAGUCAUCACCCGAAAGCAAUAAAACUGAUAAAGACGCUCAGCAUCAUGAGUCGGCUACAACUGCUGCCAAGUCUACUGGUGUUCACGAAUUUACAGAUUCAAAGGACUCAUCUGACAGCUCUAAGGACACCAGUUCUAUGGCUGUUGACGAGGAUGAGGCAACCAUACACAACAACGAGAGUGGAGCGGCCCACGCUGCUCCAAAUGGAACUGCGACUCCUAUAGUCACUUCGACCUCUACUAUUGCAACAGCCGCUCCUGUGAACUCAUCUAGUCCAAUUUCGAACUUGAAUUCAGAUGCAGACAUUCCUAUGAUUGAUGCGGAUCAAAUCUACGAAUCUGAGCUAGACCUUACCACGAUUCAGCCGGGUCAGGUUGUUGCUUCUUCAGGAUGGCUGCUGAACCCACCUAGUGAAAAGAUGAAGAAACGUAAAUGCCUCGUUUUGGACCUUGACGAGACUCUGGUUCAUUCAUCAUUCAAAUACGUCAGACACUCGGAUUUCGUAAUCCCCGUUGAAAUCGAAAACCAAAUUCACAAUGUUUAUGUGAUCAAAAGACCUGGUGUCGAUGAGUUUCUGAAAAUGUGUGGUGAGUUAUUCGAAGUUGUUGUUUUCACCGCAAGUGUUUCUCGCUACGGUGAUCCAUUAUUGGACAUUUUGGACUCCCACAAGUCUAUCCACCACCGUUUAUUUCGCGAGAGCUGUUUCAACUACCAAGGAAACUACAUCAAGAAUUUAUCUCAGAUGGGCAGGCCUUUGGAAGACCUCAUUAUCAUCGAUAACUCCCCGGCUUCCUACAUUUUUCACCCCCAGCACUCAGUGCCAAUCUCAAGUUGGUUUAGCGACACGCAUGAUAGUGAAUUGCGAGACUUGAUACCAUUUUUGGAGGAUCUAUCUAACAAUACCGUCCAAGAUGUUUCUUUGGUGUUGGACAUCAACAUAUAA
Molecule: messenger RNA, 1173 nt
Organism: Kuraishia capsulata CBS 1993
Lineage: Eukaryota; Fungi; Ascomycota; Pichiomycetes; Pichiales; Pichiaceae
Exons: 1
Coding region: 1-1173 (390 amino acids)
Cellular component (GO): plasma membrane
Molecular function (GO): phosphoprotein phosphatase activity
Source: RefSeq, a predicted model, not a curated record